AUGGCUCCUCCCCGCGUCCCUCCUAAGUAUCAGUCUGUUGCUGGGGUCGGCCCGCUUGAGCAGGAGAUCACUCCUGACGACAUCAAGAACGCGCUGGCUGCCUGGCAACAGGCCACUCUGGAUCAAAGCACCCUCUCCGACGGGUCCCUUGCGCGCUUGGCCCUCGUGCACAACUUCGCGAGAGGGCGGGAUCUCACGACAAGCGUCGUGAAGACGUACUUUUGGUUUUUGAUCGUCGAGAUGAACAUGGCGCAGAAGUUGAACAAGGGCAACGAGGCCCUGAUGGCGUACCUUAAGCCCGUGCAUAGCAGGCAGAAGCCGGGCGCGAUGUGGGAUUGGGAUUGGGUGGCAAAGCAUUUGAGGGAAGGGUUUCCGGCAGCGUUGGCGCCAUCCAUGAAGAGUCGGCCCGCCGAGUUCUUCGGUCCGCUGAGGUGGUGGACCGCCAUAGCGCGUCUCCACGACAAGGCGCAGCCUACGCGUGGCGACAUCGUCAAGUACUACGACGAACGCCAGCACAAGAGGGACAACGCCGAACGCCAGAGGCAAAUCAAGGAAGCCCUGGCGAACGUUGAAGACGACAGAAGCGGCGACUACAUCCCAACGCCUCCGUCGCGCUCGCCACCUCCGCCGAAGCCCCGCAAAUCGACGUGUGCCACUCCUCGGCCCGCUCCUCAGCCCGCUCACGCGCCUCCGCCACUACCCGUAGCCAGUGGGUUGCAACCCAUUGGCAAAGAUGCUGAUUGGGGUUGCAACCCCUGUUUUGGGUUCCAACCCCUGACUUGCCCACCCUAA
Messenger RNA from Peniophora sp. CBMAI 1063, 792 nucleotides. The record is from the annotation of a GenBank genome assembly. NCBI's taxonomy places the organism in Eukaryota, Fungi, Basidiomycota, Agaricomycetes, Russulales, Peniophoraceae.